This is a messenger RNA of Brugia pahangi, 1116 nucleotides long. The record is from the annotation of a GenBank genome assembly. NCBI's taxonomy places the organism in Eukaryota, Metazoa, Nematoda, Chromadorea, Rhabditida, Onchocercidae.
AUGAAUUGUGUAAUUAUCUCCGCAUUAUUUCUAUUUGCGAACGUUCAAUUUGCAUUAAUAUUUGGAAAAAUUUCUUCGAUUGACUAUGCACAAUUUAACUUUGCGGUCAGCUUGUUGAAAGAAAUAGGACAAGGUGGUAAAUCUGCCAUAUUAUCUCCUCUUUCCGUGUCAACCGCACUUUUUAUGAUUUAUCUCGCAGCAGAUGAAGAAACAAAGCAACAACUGCAAAAUGUUCUUGGAGGAACUGCAAAAAAAGCAGAAGUUCGAAAAUAUUUUGCCCAUUUGCUGGCAGUUAUUGAUGCGAGAAAAAACGAAAACUACACACUGAAUAUAGCAAAUCGUUUUUACGUACAGCAAGGAUUUUCUGUAAAGGAAAGCUUUGCCAGAGUACUUAGAUUUUAUUAUGGUGAAACAUUACAUAGUUUCAGUAACGAACAGAGUCAACAAGUUGCUCAGGAAAUCAACAAUUGGGUAUCGCAAAAGACUAAUCGUAAAAUAACAGAGUUAAUAACAGCAGGCGAUAUCAAUAAGAACACUAAAAUGUUGCUACUAAAUGCAAUAUACUUCAGUGGUACUUGGGAGACACAGUUUGAUGACAUGAAUACUCAUGAUGAAAUAUUUCAUAUUUCUCAGCACGAAACGAAAAAUGUGUCAAUGAUGACAUUACAAUCGGAAUUCCCGUACUAUGAGGACCAUUCUGUGCAAGUUAUCAAAUUGCCUUAUAUUGGUGAAGAAGUGGAAAUGGUCUUCAUAUUGCCAAAAAUACGCUUUGGCUUGCAAAAUGUUCUGAGAAAUUUAACGGGUCGAGAUCUACUUUCAUAUAUUUCUUCAGCUACACCAAACGAUGUGUCGCUAAAAUUACCGAAAUUCCAUGCUAUCAGUGAAACAGCUAAUUUCAGAGAGCUUACUAAUGAUGCAAUCUCUGUAGGCAACAUCAUGCAUAGAGGCUUCAUUGAGGUAAAUGAAAAAGGAACCGAGUCAGCUGCUGCCACGAUGCUUGAUUUAGUACCUCUCAUAUUUGCAGUACCUAGGCCAUUCAUUGCUGACCAACCAUUCCUAUUUGCAAUUGUUAAGAACUUGAACACAAUUCUGUUUGCAGGCCAAUUUGCCAAGUGA